Messenger RNA from Capronia coronata CBS 617.96, 2715 nucleotides. RefSeq lists its product as uncharacterized. NCBI's taxonomy places the organism in Eukaryota, Fungi, Ascomycota, Eurotiomycetes, Chaetothyriales, Herpotrichiellaceae. Gene Ontology annotation, cellular component: endoplasmic reticulum membrane. Gene Ontology annotation, biological process: dolichyl monophosphate biosynthetic process. Gene Ontology annotation, molecular function: dolichol kinase activity. The record is from RefSeq and is a predicted model, not a curated record. Bases 1 to 2715 code for a protein of 904 amino acids. The transcript has a single exon.
AUGACUUCUUCGCAUCCCGGACAGAGCGUCGAUGGCCGGACCAACCCCAAGGACGUCCACCAUCAGUCCAGAUUGACGCUGUCUCGCUCGCCACAGCCCUACCAUCGAGGAGGUGAAGCUCUACCGCAAGCCCAGGGCCAUGCAGGAUCCAACAAGCACAACCCGGAUCUCGCCAACUUGAAUGCCUACUCUCUGCCUGUCAUCAGCCGGUCGGAGUCGAGUGAGAGCGGGACCGAAGCCGACGACGAGAAGGGCCCUCUACUGAAAGGUCUCCCGGCACCCCCUUUGCGCCUCAGGAAAGGUCUACGAGGCAAUUCCCCUGCAGGACUGACUCCCGCAGCUAGUCCGUUACCCACACCGCCCGCCUUCGUCGACGCACGCGAGUUCCAUUUCUUCGAGCCACGUCCAAGAGCUGCAAAGAAAUCGGCCGAGGCGGGAACACAAGCCAGUGACUUUGAAGCAUACAAAAGGCGGAAGCGGCGAGAGAUUCUUCGACGAUGUACAGAGACUAUACUUCAGUGUGGGAUCGGAACCAUCGUCUGGUCCAGUGCAGGAGGCACGACUGGUCUGGUCGACUGGAUGAAUGAACUCACCGUCUUUCUUCUCUUAGCGCCUUUCGUCUACGUCUGCUACCCGGUUCAACUCACUCUGCGAGCUCGAGCUACCGGCAAGACCUGGAUACAGUCGUUCCGUCAGGGAUUCCAUGUUCCAUCGCGCUUCGAUCCUGGGCCUCUACUUUACCCUGUGGUUCUGCCGGUCUUGAUCGCGAUCUCGCUGUUCCAGCGAAGUAUCGCGUUUCUUCCAGCAGCAAUUGUGUGCGGUCUUUCGUCGAUUCCCCCUGUCAUCACAGCCACACCAAAGGUUCCGGUCAUCGGCGAGCAUAUACACUGGUGUCUAUCGAUACUCCCACUAAAUGCCUCGACAUUACGCAUGUUCUAUGCUGCCCACUCGAAACCACUUUCAUUGAAACUCGGCCAGGGAUGUCUCCUCACACGAGAGGAGUUGGUCAUGGUUUUCCCACUUCAUCAGGCGCUCAUGACCGUAUUGGGCUACCUCACGACGUCGAGUCUAGACAUCUCGGAGCUGCAGCUGCUCUCUUCCGCGCUGAUCAACCUCUUCCUCUUCGCUCAGACUCCUCAAGCCGAAAUUCUCAAGAGUAUGAUCUGGCUGGGAGGACUGUGUAUUUUCGUCUUCUGCAAGAACAUUCUAAUCUGGGAGGUUACCCUCGCAAGGAUCCCUACUUGGAAACUGCUCCGCAAGCGACCCAAGGGAGGCCUUGUUUCGCAAGUUGAUCAGGCCAUAUGCCAGUUCCUCAUCCGGCGGAGGACUCAACGUAUGCGGCGAUUCUCUUCCGCCAGCGAUGACAGUGACGAGGAUGCCCUGAGCCCUUUCAGGAAGACCCGGCGACGCCCAAAAUUCUCUUUGAAUGGAAGAGCUUGCACCGCAGGUCCUGGUCCACAACAUGUAACACCCUCGACUUCGUUAGCUGGGGAGGAGGCCCUACUGGAUCCGUCGAUCUCAUCUAAUAUACCACGCCGCCGAACUUUUACAGCAUUCGAAAGCGGAGGCGACAAAAGCCAGACUCACGGCACGAGAAAGCCCAAGCCAAACCCCAACGGGCCAUCGGCGCCUUUCUUGACACUCAGCGUGGAGCAAGCACGUGUCCGCAAAUAUGUGUACGCCGGCCUCGCAUACCUCAUUGUCUUUGCCACUAUAUUAGGCCCGGUCCGGCUUUAUAUCAGCCAAAGGGCACUGUCUGGACACGAGCCCUUUGGUUGGGCUUUGGGCUACCUCUUUGGGGAAGUGCCCUCGUUUCGCUUCUGGGUCGUCAGCAAUAACCUGGACUCGUGGAUCUGUCUUCCAUCCCGCGAUGCUAGCGGAGUGUCAAUCGCUCCGUUCGGUACCAUCGAGAGCGUGCGCCAAUACGUUCUUGGUCCUGCCACCACACGCCUGCUUCUCUGCGCAUACUGCGGUGCGAUCUUACUCACUGGCAUCGGUGCGGUCCUCCGCCUCACGUCAGUAGUCGAGGUCGACACAAGGCGAAAGGUUUUCCACGGCAUAAUGGUCGCCAUGCUUCUGCCGACCAUUUUCGUGGACCCAUGUUUCAUUGCAUUGGCUCUCAGCCUGGUGCUGGCCGUUUUCCUCUUGCUCGAUCUCUUCAGGGCGUCGCAACUACCGCCCAUCUCAAAACCAUUGACUACGUUUCUGGCGCCCUACGUGGAUGGAAGAGAUCACCGUGGGCCAAUUAUCGUGUCGCAUAUCUUCCUUCUGAUCGGAUGUGCGAUCCCGCUCUGGCUGUCUCUUGCUGCUGUUCCUCGCACUGGCCAGGCGCCCUGGAUUGGCUGGGAUACUGCCGUACGAGAGUUGAGCAUGGUGAGCGGCGUCAUUUGCGUAGGCAUGGGGGAUGCAGCAGCUAGCUUGAUCGGGCGGCGUUAUGGAAAGACAAAAUGGUGCUGGGCCGGCGGAAAGAGUUUAGAAGGCAGCCUUGCUUUUGCAAUCGCGGUCACCUGUGGUCUCUAUGUCUCGUGGGUCUGGCUUAGAUUAGGUGGAUGGGCGCCGUGGCCGGCCGGGUCUUUUUCAAGUUAUCGAACACUAGCGAGGUGUUGGAUCGCGGGGAUGGGGGCUAGUCUGAUGGAGAGUACCUUGACUGCAGCGAACGACAAUGUGGUGGUGCCGAUUGGGUUGUGGUUGUUAGUCCGGGGGCUAGACAUAUAA